Molecule: messenger RNA, 2203 nt
Organism: Nyctereutes procyonoides (raccoon dog)
Lineage: Eukaryota; Metazoa; Chordata; Mammalia; Carnivora; Canidae
Gene: PKIB
Product: cAMP-dependent protein kinase inhibitor beta
Exons: 11
Coding region: 1184-1513 (109 amino acids)
Biological process (GO): negative regulation of cAMP-dependent protein kinase activity
Cellular component (GO): nucleus; cytoplasm
Molecular function (GO): cAMP-dependent protein kinase inhibitor activity
Source: RefSeq, a predicted model, not a curated record
AGGUGAGAAGCCUCUCACCUUCGCUUGAUGUUUCUGAGCGGAGGCUGGCGGGUGAUUUUGUCCGCCGGCCGUUAGGAGAGUUUCUCGCUACUUUUGGAGGAAUGCCUUCUCUCCCAGGACCGUCCGUUCAUCCAAAAACUUCUCGUUUUUUAACACUUUUGCGUCUUCCGUGCCCAGCUUACCUGCUCAGGUGCUUCCUGCAGCCUGCAGCUGGGGGCAGGUUUCCGUUCGGGUCCGCCUAGUGCCGCCUGUCACUUCUUGGUUGUGGACGACGCCUUUUAGUGUCUUGUCCCAUGAAGAUGUUCCGGGAAGUCGACGUGGUCAGCAAAUGUGACCACAGGUGAAAAGACACCUAACACGGAUCCUAGGAACGCAGACCUCGCAUUGAUCUGUAUUGAAGGUCGGGAGCUGUUCAGGAGACGUUCGGAAAUCCUUGCAGAUUCCUCAACUUUAAGACGGGAGAGUACCAGUACCUUUUUCAUAAAGUUGCUGUGUGGAUUAAAUGAAAACAAGUGAAGUGCAUAGAAUGGUGUCAGGCUCAUGUUAAGUGUUUCUGUCUCUACAGAAGUCUGAACUCAGUCUGAUAUUUUUCCUCUUAUGAGUAACCUAAUCUUUUCAACCAUCAUAUCCAUAACUUCAUUAGAAUACCUUGGUAUUGAACAUUCUGAGUCAAGUUUCUCUGGAGCAUGGGGAACCCUUUCAAAGAUGGUAUCAGUCCUGACAUAGAGAAUUGGAAUUAAAGAGGUAUGGAGAAGGAAGCAAGUCUUACAGAAAGUAUGAUUGUUUUUAAAAACAAAACCCAUGAGGUGUUUUCAGUCACUUUGGUGAGAAGGAUUAAAACAAAUUGAGCUGAAAGGAUAAAGCCUGAUUGUGAAUAUUAUAUGAGAAAUCUGAAGGCUGGAGAAAUCAAGUGACUUGCCUAAAGCAUUACUUGUAAUAGCCAAAUAAUGGAAGAAGCCCAAGCAUCCAUGGAUAGAUGAAGGAUAAACAGCAUAUGGGGUCACGGUAUACUGAAAGGCACUUGAUCAAGAGAAAUUUGGAGAAGCUGGAAAUCGUCAAGCUAUUGAGGCCACAAAGGGGGCAGAAAAGAUAGAGGAAAGAAAGUUUAUCAGAGUUUCUUCCUAAACCUCUUUGAAAUAACAGCAUAUUUUAAUCAGAGACUUCCCCUGGGCCACAGGCCACGAUGGAUGUGCACCUCGAUACUCCUGAGGGUCAGGAGAGCGCAAGCAACAGUGGCAAGGGAAGCAGCGGCACAGGAAACCAGCAAGAUGUUGCUAUGAGGACAGAUAGAUCCGAGAUGACUGAUGUGGAGUCUGUGGUCAACAAUUUUGCGUCCUCAGCCAGGACAGGCCGCCGGAACGCCGUGCCAGACAUCCAGGGCUCAGCUGGGACAGGCGGAUCCUCAGAGUUGCCCCUCAGCCUGGAGGCCCUCUCCGUGAAGGAAGAUGUAAAAAAGAAAAAUGAAGAAACAGCACAAAGUUGCUUGGAAAAGCCAAAGAAAGAAGAAAAAUGAAGGCUUGGAAACUAUCAAAAGUACUGAAUUUCUGUACACUGAAAGACUUAGUGGCUCUGCUUCCCUGAGAUGUUUGAUCUGGUGGUAACUAUGGUAACAUUGCAAUUCUAAGCAACAUGUGUAUAUUAGAUAAUUUUGUUGUGAAGCUACUCACUUGGAAUGCAUCCAUGAUGUACAAUGUAGGUUAUUAAAAGGCAUAUUAUUUCCAGAUUGCACCCAAAAAAAGGUUAAGAAUGUAUGUCACUUAAAUACAUAUCAUUAUCUAUAAACCCAACAAAAUCCACUGCUCUCUUUUUUGAAUUUACUUAGCCAGAUGUAUUUUUAAUUCCAUUUUUAUGGUAAUGGGUAAAUUAUUACUUGGUAAAUAUAAAGCAAACACCAUUCAUUUAAAACUUUAUGGAAUUUAUAGGACAUAGUGUUUUUUUGAUGAGAAGGAAUAAUAGUCCGAAAGACAUAGAGAAUAUUUGUUUUUAACCAAAAAUGUACCAUUUUCCCACCACCCUAAAGUGAUUUGGAAAAAUUGCAAAAGUUUGACAACCUAAAUAUCUCUAGUAUGUUUCUGCUUGAUGCAUUUUGCUUCUAGUCUAUGCAUACUGUGAUUUUUUUCAUGUGGACUCUUAGAACACAAAAUUUGUGACAAAUUGUUUAUAUGGAACAUGCCUAUUAAAUGAAUUUAGCUGUCUUCCUUAA